Molecule: messenger RNA, 2493 nt
Organism: Rhodamnia argentea
Lineage: Eukaryota; Viridiplantae; Streptophyta; Magnoliopsida; Myrtales; Myrtaceae
Product: BTB/POZ domain-containing protein At5g03250-like
Exons: 4
Coding region: 394-2286 (630 amino acids)
Molecular function (GO): protein binding
Source: RefSeq, a predicted model, not a curated record
UGGCGUCCGAGGAUCCAGAGGUUUGAAUGGACCCGUUCUUUGAGUCCAAACGAAGAUAACCAUCAUCGAGCAAAAAUCACUGCGUUUCCAUUUUCAUUUAUCGCUGCCUCUUCGCAUUACCAUUUGUAACUAAAACUGUUCGGCCUCUUGGAUCUCUCUGUCUCUCUUAGAAACAGGAAAAAGAUCACGUUUUGCACCGAGACACGGUCGCCCUCCUCGAUACUUCUUCUCCAUCAUCAUCUUCAUCACAAUCAUCAUCAUCAUCGUCCGUUCUUGUUCAUUGCUUUCUUGUCCGUCACUCCACUCCUCGGGGUCGUCCCCUUAUAUUUCGGCGCUGGAGCUGAUGUUUGGGGGGUAACUGGAGAGCAUCGAUCGACUCUCGUACACUGUUUCAUGGCGUGCAUGAAGUUGGGUUCCAAGCCUGAGGCCUUUCGCCUCGACGGCAACUCCUGGAUUUGCUUGACCGGGUUACCGAGCGAUGUUGUGAUUGAAGUUGGAGACACAUCCUUCCAUUUGCAUAAGUUUCCCUUGCUGUCUCGAAGUGGGUUGUUGGAGAGCCGUAUCGGAGAAUGUUCCAGAGACGAUGAGCAGAAAUGCACGGUGCGUCUCGAUGAGAUACCUGGUGGUGCCAAAACCUUUCUCCUCGUGGCGAAAUUCUGUUAUGGCGUCAAACUGGAGCUCACCGCGACAAAUGUGGUCAGCAUCAGAUGCGCGGCAGAGUAUCUCCGGAUGAACGAGGACUAUGGAGAUGCUAACCUCAUAGUCCAAACCGAGAAUUUCAUGAAUGAGAUCUUCGGAAGCUGGUCUGACUCCAUCAAAGUGCUAGAAACCUGUGAGGAGGUCCUCACGCAAGCAGAAGAGCUUCAUGUAGUCUCGCGAUGCAUCACUUCCUUGGCAAUGAAAGCCUGUGCGGACCUGAGCCUGUUUACUUGGCCAGUUUCCUCUCAUGGCGGAUCAGAAAGUCCAGCCGAUUCUGCAUACUGGAAUGGAAUAUGUGCAGCCGGCAAGGCGGACUCGAUUAGUGAGGAUUGGUGGUACGAGGACGCCUCCAUCCUCAAGUUAUCAUUCUAUAGGAGGCUGAUUCUAGCCAUCAGUAACAGGGGCAUGAAGCCAGAGAGGGUUGCCGGGUCGGUCAUGCACUAUGCAGUGAGGCACCUGCCGUUGAUGCACCGGCAGUCAAGCUUGCAAAACCGAAAGCUUGCUGCGACCUGUUCGACCAUUUCAGCAUCGCCCGAAGUGGAUCAAAAGAAUCUUCUCGAACAAAUAGUCGAGUUACUCCCCUACCAAAAGGCUGUGUUUCCUACCAAUUUCCUGCUUCGACUUCUGAGGACAUCCAUGAUCUUACAUGCCGGAUCGUUGUGCCGAGAGAACUUGGAGAGGCGCAUCGGGGCACAAUUGGAGCAAGCCCUCCUCAAAGACCUCCUCAUACCAAACAUGGGUUGUUCAGCGGAGACGCUCUAUGACAUUGAUUGUGUUCAAAGGAUCCUCGAUCACUUCAUCGAGGAAGAAUGCGACGCGUAUGAUCUGAACACAAACUGUCUGGAAGGACAACCAAGGGGAGGUUCCCAUGCCUCGACUCCGAUGACAAUGGUUGCUAAUUUGGUCGACAGUUAUCUUUCCGAGGUGGCGCCCGAUGUUAACUUGAAGCUGCCGAAAUUCCAGUCGCUCGCCGCUGCCAUCCCUGAAUAUGCCAGGCCAUUGGAUGAUGGUAUCUACCGUGCAACCGACAUAUAUCUAAAGGCACAUCCCUGGCUUACGGAUUCCGAGAGAGAACAACUAUGCAGGCUCAUGAACUGCCAGAAGCUCUCGCUUGAAGCCAGCACGCACGCCGCCCAAAACGAGCGGCUACCUCUUAGGGUGAUCGUGCAAGUUCUUUUCUUCGAGCAACUCCGUCUCCGCACUUCGGUCGCAGGCUGGUUCUUUGUGUCCGAUAACCUCGACGCCUCGCAGAACCCAAGUAGCGACCUUGUGCUUGCGAGGACCGAAGCCCCGGACCCGGGGGCUACGACCCAACAGUUCACCAUGGCAGCUGGCGACAUGAGGGAGAGGGUCUGUGAGCUCGAGAAGGAGUGCUUGAGCAUGAGGCAGGACCUGGAGAAGCUGGUGAAGACGAGAGGGAGCUGGAACAUUCUCUUCAGGAGAUUAGCUUUCCGCCUCAAGUCGAAAUCUCCAAAACUGCCGAAGCCAUUCGAUGAUGCCAAAGAUUCGGAGAUAUCAACAGCAACCCUGGUGGAUGGCAAAGAAAGCCAUCGUAACACCGAAAAGGAAGAGCCGUCGAAGAUUUAGUUUUCCAUCGAGUCGUGCAUCUCUCCCUUUUUCCAUAUAUCGUUGUUAUCAGUUAAAUCUGUUAGUACGCGGCCCUUGAUUUUGUUCUAUCCUCAAGUUUCUUUUAUGGGGUUAGUCUUGAUCUAUUUUGCAUUAUUCUCUUACAGAAGCAAUAGGGUGCAUGUUGCCUUGUGGUUAUUUCAACUGUACGUGUAACUAGAAUGUCUG